GAAGGCUCUGAAUUCUCGAAGAACGCUUGGCUUCAGACCGGUGACAACUCCGGAAAGGCUUGGUGGGAGCACAAGGCCACUCCCGGACAUCAUGCCAUCCUAUCAGCGAUCCCUAACCUGAACGGAGCGAUCCACGUCGACAGGGCCCCGGGAUGGUCCUCCCUCCUGCCCCAGACUAAGAACGGAGUUGAUGCUGGCCUUCAGUGCCCCAUGUGCUCCACGGGAUCCGCGAGCAACCAGAGCUACUAAGCAGCACUCAUACUUACAAGUUGAGGUUCAGAUUUAACUUUGCAGGGGCAAUGACCAGUCCUUGGGGCGACGAGGGUGAAGUUUGUCAUACUGGUAUGCAGACAUCGUUUACAUUUAAAUAUACUCCUUACAAUCGAGGUGACGCUGCUGC
Messenger RNA from Guillardia theta CCMP2712, 400 nucleotides. RefSeq lists its product as hypothetical. The annotation marks the transcript as partial. Lineage: Eukaryota; Cryptophyceae; Pyrenomonadales; Geminigeraceae. The transcript has 2 exons. The record is from RefSeq and is a predicted model, not a curated record.